Molecule: messenger RNA, 989 nt
Organism: Meloidogyne enterolobii
Lineage: Eukaryota; Metazoa; Nematoda; Chromadorea; Rhabditida; Meloidogynidae
Source: the annotation of a GenBank genome assembly
UGUUCUGUCUUUGUUUACCUCCUUUUUUUCUCCUCAUUCUCCUCAUCUUUCCAAAAAAAUUUUUCUUUUUAUUUUAAAAAAUAUUUUCCAACAAAAUUAAAUUUUUUUAUUAGACUUCUUUAUUCCACGUUGACUAUUCUAUGCGUUGGACAUUUAUGGAAUUAAUUCCGUUUGCUGCUUUGGGUAUAUUUGGAGGUCUUCUUGGAAGUUUAUUUAUAUGGUCAAAUAUAAAAUGGUGUGCUUAUCGUAAAAAUACUCAAUGGUUAGGGCAAAAUCCAAUAUAUGAAGUUUUGGUUGUUUCAGCAGUAACUGGAGCUUUGUCUUUUUUUAAUCCGUAUACACGCAAAAGUGCUAGUUCUUUGAUUAAACAGCUCUUUGAUCGUUGCGGACCAGAAGAUUAUGGACAAAAUUUGUGUGAUUAUAAUAGAAAUUUUACUUUUGGACAAGUUGUGGAUAAAGUAGAUGAUAAUUAUCAUACAGGAGAUUUGGGGAGUGGAUUACAGACAGCAAUAUUUCAACUUGUUAUGGCUUUAUUUGCAAAAUUACUUUUUACAAUUUUUACUUUUGGUGUAAAAGUUCCUUCUGGAUUAUUUGUUCCAAGUUUAGCAAUGGGGGCAAUUGCUGGACGUCUUUUAGGAAUUAAAGUAGAAGGGUUAACUUAUGCUUUACAACAACAAUACCCAAAAAGUGAUUUGUGGACUUGUAGAAUUGGAAGGGAUUGUGUUAUGCCUGGUUUGUAUGCAAUGGUGGGGGCUGCUGCUGUUCUUGGAGGAGUUACUAGGUUUUUUUUUGGAAAAUUUUUUUGGGUAGUCUUUAGUAGAGUUGGACAAAACGAUACUGGUAUCGGCCAACCCGAGACCGAGAUUGACCGAUACUCAAGAACCCGAUACCGAGACCGAUACCAUCAUUUUGAGCCGAGACCGAUACCGAGAAACGAUACUGACCGAGACCCACAGAAAUUUUUAUUUUAUGUCAAAAAAUACGUAUAG